Parnassius mnemosyne (clouded apollo) is the source of this 522-nucleotide messenger RNA. NCBI's taxonomy places the organism in Eukaryota, Metazoa, Arthropoda, Insecta, Lepidoptera, Papilionidae. The record is from the annotation of a GenBank genome assembly.
AUGCAGGACGAAGACAUUUUACAAGUGUUGGGCGACGGCAAUGAUUCGGACAUUGAGUGUUUUGACGACUCCGACGACGAGGAACCGUUUUUUGAUCCUGCUGUCUUAAACAAUAUAGGUGACCUCGGUUUACCCGAAGAUCCUGCUGAAAAUCAAAGAUAUGACCAGGUGGAAGGCAUUCUAGUACCAGACCAGUCCGUACCAGCACCUUCUUCCGUAGUACCAACUGCUAAACGUCCGUGUCGCUCUGGUUCCCGCCCUAGUCGCUGGAGAGUUACUUCGUUUGAAGAUAAGCAGCAUACUUACCUUGAACGACCUAUGAAAUCGGUAAGGCAACCAAUUGAUUACGUGCAAGAUUACUUUGAUGACCAGUUUUAUGAAAUGGUCAGUACUUGCACAAAUUUAUAUUAUUUGAGAAAGACUGGGAGUGAAUUAAAAACUACGAAGUCUGAGAUACAGAAACUUUUUGGUAUUCAUAUUUUAAUGAGAUGUAUUCCAUUCCCAAGGCUACCUAUGUACUAA